Messenger RNA from Neolamprologus brichardi, 4192 nucleotides. RefSeq names its product spermatid perinuclear RNA-binding protein-like. Gene Ontology annotation, cellular component: precatalytic spliceosome. Gene Ontology annotation, molecular function: single-stranded RNA binding; double-stranded RNA binding. The record is from RefSeq and is a predicted model, not a curated record. Lineage: Eukaryota; Metazoa; Chordata; Actinopteri; Cichliformes; Cichlidae.
UGAGCGCUGACAGGCAGCAGGCUGGCCGGAGACCGUUGGUGCUGCUGCCGUUGUUGUUGUUGCUGCUUCCGCCGCCACCGGCUUCACUCCACGUUGUGAGCUUCCGUCCGGAUACAAAGUGACGCCGGAGCGGGACUUAAAUUCAGUUAACGGACAAAAACAACAGCAGCAAAGUGUUUUCGGAGGCUUUGGAGUCGCUGACCGGCUGAGCUUUCUCCUCUCCCGUCCUCCUCCUGGUCGUCCGCGGACAGUGGUUUGAGUGAGACUCUGACCGAGGAGCCGACAGUCGAGAGGUGUUCGACUGCAUGAAGAGGCCGAGUGACGGGACUCUGGUCCUCACCUAAACCCCUCCCACGACCUCUCCAAAAGCCUGGACAUGAGGUCGUUUCGGUCGUUUGCAAACGAUGACCGCCACGUCAUGGCCAAGCACGCCAGCAUCUAUCCAGCCCCUGAGGAGCUGGAGGCUGUCCAGACUCUCGUGUCUACCGUGGAGGGAGCCCUUAAGAAAGUCUCUGAUUGGAUGGAUGACCUCAGCAAAUCCUCAGGGAAGACAUCCACCAAUAACGAGGCCGGGGAUGACACGGUGGAGGAAGAUGCUGCUGAGAAAAAGCUGGAUGCUGCAUCGGUGCUGUGUGGGGUGACGCGUGUCGGCCUGGUAGCCAAAGGGCUCCUCAUCAAAGGGGACAUGGACCUGGAAUUGGUUCUAAUGAGCAGAGAGAAACCCACCAAACUGCUGCUCUACACCAUCAGCGCCAACCUCCCCCUUCAGAUCCAGACAAUGACCGACGACAAAUACGAGGUGCGGUCGUGCGUGCCCGAGGCGGCCAUCCAGGUCUGCACCACCAAAGACCCCCAUCUCACGCUGAAGAUCACCCUCUCCUCCUUAGCCAUGAGGGACGAGCAGAGCGCCACGGAAGAAGAGGAGGGCGAGCAGGACGCUGACAAACGGAGACAGGAGGAGGAGGAGGAAGAGGAGGACGUCCUGGACAGGCAGAAGUGCCAGACGGCACUGGCUUCACUCCGGCAUGCCAAAUGGUUCCAGGCCAGAGUCACAGACCUCAAGUCCUGCGUCAUCGUUUUGAGGAUCCUCAGAGACAUGUGCAACCGGCUGCCUGUGUGGCAGCCUCUCAAGGGCUGGCCUUUGGAGCUGAUCUGUGAAAAGGCCAUAGCCACCUGUAACCGGCCGCUGGGUCCAGGUGAAGCCCUGCGCCGCGUCAUCGAGUGCAUCGCCUCAGGGAUUCUUCUCCCAGGGGGUCCAGGAGUUCAUGACCCCUGUGAGAGGGAGCCCACCGACGUCCUGUCUGACCUCAGCGCCCAGCAGGCCGACGCCAUCACACACAGCGCUCAGCAUGCGUUACGCCUCCUGGCCUUUGGACAGCUUUACAAGGUCUUGAAUAUGGAUCCUCUGCCAGCCAGCAAGCCCUCACCGAGGCUGUUAGAAGGCGGCUGUCAGAAGAGGCUCCGGGAGGACAUCGGGUCAGACGACAGAGACUUCAUCAAAAGGAUGAAAGUGCUGGACUGGAGGAUGACCGAUCCAAACCAUCCCAUGAAUGCUCUGAUGCGUCUGAACCAGAUCCACCCGGGCCUUCAGUACCGCCUGCUGUCCCAAUCCGGCCCAGUGCACGCUCCAGUCUUCACCAUGUCUGUGGAAAUCCAGGGAACCACAUACCAGGCCACAGGGAACUCCAAGAGAACCGCCAAGCUCCAAGUAGCUCUCAAGGCGCUGCAGGCUUUGGGCUACGUGCUCGGCAGCGAUGGAGACGUGGACUCGCUGAGUGCCGACGAGAAGUCAGAUGGCGAAGGGAAGAACGACAGGAUGUCCACCAGCUCCAGCUCCACCUCCAUCACCUCCUCCACAGACACACAGGAGUCUAGAGCUCCUGGACCGAUCCUGACGGCGGGAGGUAAGAACCCGGUGAUGGAGCUGAAUGAGAAACGCCGCGGCCUCAAAUACGAGCUGAUAUCGGAGAGCGGCAGCAGCUACGACAAACGCUUCAUCAUAGAGGUUGAGGUAGACAAGCAGGUUUUUCGGGGAACGGGUCCCAACAAGAAAGUAGCCAAAGCCAGCGCUGCGCUCGCCGCUCUGAACAGCCUUUUCUCCGGCUCUAAAUCUACGACCAACAAGAAGAAACGGCCAAACCCUCCACCAAAGCGACCCGUGGCUUCAGUCCUCACCCUCCCAGCCCUCGCUGCCAGACCUCCACGGGUCCCCAUUAUCCCCAGAGCUCCCUACAUCAGCACCCCACCCGCACAUGGAUACAUCCCACCAGGUUUUGGUGCUCCUUAUGGUUACAGCCCUGCAGGCGCCCUCCCUGCUUACGGUUUUCCCUCCAGAAUGCCCUCAGUAGUUGUCCCAGUCAUCAGAGUUCCCACAGCAUACCCCGUCACCCACCUCUACCCCUAUUAGGACUCUCCCUCACCCACUUCACAGGAAGUCACUUGUUAAAGGAAUAUCCUGACUUUGGCUGUGUAUUCACGACACAAACCCAACCCUGCAGUCUACAAACCUUUAAGCAUCAAAUCAGGCAGUGGGAUUUUUGUACAGCAUUCAUCCUCUGGGCUAAAACAGUUUCACAGUCAUGUCAUUACUAUCCAUGUGAACACAGAGUUUGACAAAAAAGCUCCUUAUCAUUAAAUCAUUACGCAAUCAAAAGUUCAGCGUUUAAUGAGCAGUGUAUGGAAGACUGGAGAGGUAAAUAUGACAAAUUAAACAGCCCUGCAUGUCCUGCUGGGUAAUACAUCCAGCAGAGAACACAGUAAUACAGUGUAGUUUGUUUUUCUUAAAACGUACUAAACAAAAAUAUAUUAUCCACUUAAAUGUCAUUAGUAUUAUGAGGCGCAAUAAACAAUAAUUAAUGACCAUGGUUGAGUUUCCUAUUGUGGGAAUUUCUGUAUAGGACGACUACAUGAUUAUCGGUGAGAGUUUAUGCAGUGGGGAAAAAAGCAACUGGUUCUAAUACAUCAUCCUACAGUGUUCCUAAAUUAUUUUAAUGAUCCAAACAUUCCCUGUAGGAUUAAAUUAACAGGAUAAGUGAUAUAUUUAGAGGCUCUUAUUUUGUUCCCCUCGAUCUAAAAUGUACUGCAGAUGGCUACUGCAGAGAAUUAAAUAUGACAUGAGCAUUACAAGGAGCUGAAGUGAGACUACUGAAAAUACGAUGCAGUAAAUAUGUAAAUAAAAACAUUAAAUGUUUAGAAGGGAUCUAAAAAUACAUUUAACUAAGUAUUAAGUAUCUACAAAACUAAUGUAAUAUACUAGCAGGUAGGUUACUUAAAACUAAAUACAUAAAUUCAGGUUUUUAGGGAACUAAAUUAGCAACAACUACACACGGAUGAUGAAAUGGCUCACUAAAACAACUAGAACAAACAGAUGACAAAGUAUACGAUGGAAAUAUUCAAUAAAACGUCAUCUCUAGUUAAAUUAUUUAUUUAUUUAUUUAAUUUCCCUAAAGUGUCCCAAAGCUUACCAUAUUCUAUUUGAAUUAAUAGAUUUAAAAACAAAUGUUUAACUACUCGAGGGAACUAAAUUAAGACCAGGUAUAAAGUGACUACAAAGUAGCAAACUAAAAUUGCUGAAUUUUUUUUUGAUUUUUUUUAUAUAUAUUUUGAAAAAAAGAGAGUAACAAAUAUUCAAUGUGGAAACUAAAGAACUAAAAAUAAAUCUGGAGGGAACCAAAGACCUUUCAAAUCUAAGUAACUACUAAAUACCAACAAUAUGGAGCUACACCGUUAUUGUAAAGAACCAAAAGAGCUACCACCACACUAAACAUACAAUAAUUCAGCGUCCAUGAUAGAGGAAAAAAAAAAAUCAGUCGUUGUAGGGAAAUGAAUAAUUAUAAACAUACUUUGUUAAAUUAAAGCAUGUCCUGGAGGUGAAAGUGAUCAGAGCUUCUUUGUCAAAAGGCUAUGUAUUCCUUUAACAAUCAUUCAUAUAUGUGAAUGUUGUUUUGUAUUUUCAUUUCUCUCUGUUUUCUGCAGAUGUUUUGUUUCUGUUAGAGAGAAAAAAAAGACAGGUUUACAAUAUUCGGUUGCACUGAGAAAUAUUUUCCUUUCGUUUGGAUAUCGAGUGUCCGAGUUUACACUUACUGUUGAGUAUGAGCCAUUUUGUGUUGAGUUCAAAUAAUUUCUUCUCAGAGAGCUGUUUUAUGUUUGUAGGUAAUAUUCUUUUUAAAUAAAUUAAUAUUUUUGUCAACAA